AUGUGUGUGUGUGUGUGUGUGUGUGUGUGUGUGUGUGUGUGUGUGUGUGUGUGUGUGUGUGUGUGUGUGUGUGUGUGUAAUGUGUGUGUGUGUGUGUGUAUGUGUGUGUGUGUGUGUGUGUAUGUGUGUGUGUGUGUGUGUGUGUGUGUGUGUGAGGGCAUCGAGGCGCCCGAUGACCUGUGCCUGCUGCGAUUUCUCAGGGCACGCAAGUUUAAGCUGCGCAAAGCGCUGCGCCUCUACUUGGAAGCCAAACAAGUUGUGGAAGACAACAAUUACGAUUUACUGUUUGAGCAUCAUCGCCCCUCGCCCUUGGAGCUCAAAUACUGGGCACAUGGAUUCUAUGGCAUUGAUCGCGGUGGAUACCCCAUCUACUGGCAGGCGGUCGGUCGAGUUGACCCCGUGGGUCUCUUCCGCGUGGGAACAAUGCAUCAGAUUGUGAACCACGAGAUCUUCUCGGCACGCCUUGGACUUUCCAUUUCAGAGCAGCUGACGCGCCGCCGGAAAGAGCUCAUCUCGCAGACGACCAUGGUCUUUGACUUGCAGGGGGUGUCCAUGCGACACGUCACCCGCAACUUUGUCAACCUGUUCACCGACAACGUCAGCAAGUUUGAGCAGGUCUUUCCCGAAUGUCUACACAAAGCCAUCGUCAUCAAUGCACCCCGAAUCUUCCCCAUGCUGUUUGGCAUGCUCAAACCGUUUCUGGCGGAGGACACCAUCAAGAAGAUCUCCGUCUGUGGCACGGAUCCCGUGCAAGUGCGCGCUGCUUUGGUUGACGCCAUUGAUGAGCACUGGAUUCCCAAGGAAUACGGUGGUCAAGCCGACGUCUCUGAGUUUGUGUCUUUUGCGGGUGCCGUUCCCGAGGAAGAAUUUCUCUCUGCCAGCUUUGAAGGUGACCACUCGGCAGAAGUAUCCAAAACGACCACAUAUACACAUUCCGUCGGUGCCUGUGAGCGAGGACAAGUCGUAUGCUGGACGUUGUUGAGUACUCAUUCGCUCGAGGCAAGAGUAAGCGUUGACGGCAUUGUCCAGUUUCAACGGCGUUAUGACUGUUUUGAUGCUCCGCAAUUCGACUACUACCCACUGGUGGAGGCCGGGGGUAAUGUCGAACUACAACUGGUGGGCACGUCUGGCAAAACAAGGAGCGUUGAUUUCACGGUGUCACUGGAAGACGGUCCCUCGCGGCUGGGUGAGCGCAUGCUCAAGCUUUGGCUUGAGCAGCAUGCAGAACACAUCGGCCCUGACCCGGACGAAGUCACUGAAACCACUUCGUCUGACCCACCGGUAGAGGCACCAGACGCGAUCAUGGAGACUGCCAGCCCUGCGCUUCUCGUGGCUGGCCCAAACCUUGUGCAGGCUUUACUAAACGAGCCGGAUUCCGGUCUCCUGUCGUCGGCACUUGUAUAA
This is a messenger RNA of Monosiga brevicollis MX1, 1404 nucleotides long. RefSeq lists its product as uncharacterized. Lineage: Eukaryota; Choanoflagellata; Craspedida; Salpingoecidae. Gene Ontology annotation, cellular component: cytoplasm. Bases 1 to 1404 code for a protein of 467 amino acids. The record is from RefSeq and is a predicted model, not a curated record. The transcript is spliced from 11 exons.